Merops nubicus (carmine bee-eater) is the source of this 1704-nucleotide messenger RNA. RefSeq names its product ATP-dependent DNA helicase Q5-like. The annotation marks the transcript as partial. The record is from RefSeq and is a predicted model, not a curated record. The transcript has 12 exons. NCBI's taxonomy places the organism in Eukaryota, Metazoa, Chordata, Aves, Coraciiformes, Meropidae.
UGCAGAGGUUUUAGCAGGUAUGAUGAAGAAAGCAGUGGGAAUGGGGAUGAAGCCAAUGAAGAGAGUCGGAAACGGGAGUGGAACAACUUCUACAGAAAGCAGAUGAGUCUGCGCAAAGGCAAAGAACCAGAAAAGGAAGAUUUUGUUCCUCCAAGUGCAGACUGGCCCUUGAAGGAUGCCUGCAGCAGGAGAAUCUCUAAGCUCACAGUGAAGGGACGGGAACACUGCUUGAGGAUGCUGGAAGAAGCUUUGAGCACCAAUCAAACGGUUCCAACAGCAGAAGGAAAAGGGUCAGACCCUCAUGCCUGUGCUGUGGAGCUGGAGUAUGAAGCUUUCCGAACCAGUAAAAUGGCCAACUCCUACAAGGCAACUGUGCUCAAGAAGGUAGCAGAAAUCAACAAAGCUUCAAAACAAGGAGAGUUGUUCUCCGUCUUUGGGUCUGGAACUGGGGGCAGCAGCAGCUUGGAAACAAAAUCUGAGUCUCCAGCAGAAGAGGACUUCCUCCCUGCAUCCCAGGUUUACUCGUUCAAACCCAAGCGUGUGGGAGCAGGAUUUCCAAAGAAAUCCAGCUUGUUCCAGACAGCUUCAGAACUGCUGAAGAUCCAGGAGGAGAGUGAUGUGAAUCCCAUCAAAAAAGAAGUAGAUUGUCUGAAUGGGCAAGGCAACAGCAAUUGCAGUCUGGAACCGGACACCAGAACCCCUGUUCUUCAGAACAAAGAAAUGGGAACCACAGCAAUGUGUGAGAGUGCUGGGGUAGAAGUAAUCCUUCCUGAAAAGAAGGGACAGCAUCCCAGUCCAGACACAAAAGCUGCCCUUCAGGAGAGCCCUGCUAAGAAGUCCAAACUUAGCAAGAAGCAGCAAAUGCUUGCAGAAGCAGCUAAAAAAGAAUCACAGGAUAUUUCCAAGUUCUUCUCCCUCUCCAAAGGUGGGUCUAAAGCCAAAAGCUGCAGCUCAGCAAAGGAAGAUGGCUGUUCUGCAAGCACACUACCUCAGGUUUCUUCACAAAGCAUGUGUCAAAAGAAAACAGUAUCUCAGGAAAAUAAAGAUGUCUCUGGAGAAGACGUGACGGGACAGUCCCAGGCAGAGAGUGAAGAACUGGGAGAGACAGAAAUAACACUGACUGAGAGAGGGGAGGAUUUUAAGACUCAGCAGGCUGCUGAACAUGAACUCCUUCAGAAAGAAAUUGAUGGAAAAUCCAGUGUUGCUGAAAACGUCACAGAAACUGAGCUAAGUGUUGUUGGGGAAAGUGAGAGUGGGAAGCGGCCAGGAUCAGAUGAGGGUAUGGAAAGUCCUGCAACAAAGCGGCUACGGACAGUGGCAAAAUCUUCUAUUCUGUCCCAGCCAGAAAGCAAAAGUUCAGGUCCAUCAAAGAAGAAGGUGACCUUUGAUCCAAACUUAACACAGUGUGAUGAAGAAGGAACCAGUAAGAGCAUACAGCCAGUGACCAAAGCCAUGUCCCUCAAAGAGACAGCAGACAUCGUGGUCAAAUAUUUGACCCCGUUCUACAAGGGUGGCAAGUUUGCUUCCAAGGAUCUGUUCAAGGGCUUUGCUCGGCACCUGUCUCACUUACUGACUGAAGAGCAGAACCCUGCCCGCAAGACUGUGAAGGAGGAAGCACAGAGACUCAUCAAGGAAUUUUUCAAAACAAGGGUGAGGUGUGAGAGUGAGACAGACUGGGAGGAGCUGCAGAGCUCCGAGAGCUGA